GCGAAACUGGGGUAACACGUAAGCAUAGAGUAUAUUUCGAAUGAAGAUUACUCAUGGUGGACCAGUAAUUAGCGUGCGACACAAUGAACUAGAAUCACUUAUGGCAUGUACGUCGAACCCGUCAUACGCGCUUAACAACUAUAUGGAGAGCAAGUAAUUUCAUAGCGUCUCUAGUAGAGGACAUGAAAAAUGGGAAAGCGCACGCGAGGCGACAGUAGUGAUGAUGGGGAAGACCUCCUCCUCCUUACAUGUAUGGGAUACCGCAGGAAGGAAGCGCGACAAGCACUUCAAGACGCAAGCGGAGACUUCGAUGGUGCUUUGCGUGUUUUAGAAGCAUCAAAAAGCGCUGAAGUAGGGGCAGACGAGCUAUCCUGUCCUCCCAGGAGCACAGCAUCCGCCGCUUCGUCGAGUUGUUCCCCGAGUGCCUCAUCAAGGAGCGCUAGCAAAAGACCUAGAGCGGCAGAGGAUGAAACUGCCACGAGUAACGCGACCGGUUUGGUAGAGAAUGAAGUACUGGAUUACGAUGGCCUGCGUCUGUGGCCUGGAGGCGACGGCAAGUUGUACCUCUUCGCGCAAGCGGUAGUGGACGCGGCGACCCAGAGCGUAGAAGAUCAUGAAGAGGCUGCGUCGGCUUCAGAUCGGUUACCAGAUACACAAGCCUGUGAGCGAAUGAAAACCCUUUUGCGGGAGUACCUUCCUAUCGCGGGACACACGAAGAAAGACGGCAGUUUUUCCAUCAAGGCGAUAAGCGAUUUCGAUAUGGAACUGUAUCGGGGAAAGAGGCUCCUGCGUAGUAAUACUUUUGGGAACAGAGGGCGAGUGGAUGGGCGCAACGUGGAGAUACAAAAGUCUGGAAACUUAUGGGUUUGCGACGUUGGUAGCCAACUGAACCAGUCUGCUUUGCAGUCUGACCUAAAAGCCGUUGAUUUUCAGAGUUUACUUGCAGCCACCAGCGCAACCAAUAAACAGCGGGACGACGCUAUCUUCUGGCUGCCUGUGAAAGAGAGCGCUUUGGAUAAAACAAUGGAAAGAUCGCCAGAAGAUGUCGGAAGUAUGUCUGCUAAAAACCACAGAGCGACUGAGGAUGCUGUACUUGAUGACGGUGCCAACAGCGUUCUUUCCUUUCUCGAUGACAGCGACGACGAUGGUGACGAAGCCCAGUCCGAUUCAGGGCUGAAAGGGCCUCUACGCUCAGGAAAAAGGAAAUCAGAUCAUAGCAAUUUCGAGAAUCUGCGCAAGGCUGCCGAUUGUCUGAUAGAAUUUGCGACAGAGUGGUGGGCGGAGCACGGAACAGAGCGAGCUGACGAGGCGUCUUCUGCGGUGUCAUCUCCUGUGGGGAAAAAUGCCACGACGUCUAUGUCCUCAGCAGUGACAACACAGUUGAUCCGGCCAGUUCAAGCGAUGUUGGCUCGCUAUCCGGGCAACGGUGCCAGGUACGUAAGACACCGGGACAAUGAGACGGUUGACGGGCCGCGGAGAAAGAUGAACUACCGCUGUCUCACGGCGAUCCUGUACCUUUCAGACACGUGCGACCAGACACCGUGGAAAGCUGAAAAUGGUGGCCAGUUGCGCGCCUAUCUCGAGAACACUCCCGCUGACCCUAGAACGGUACUUUCGACGACAUCAGAGAAAGAGAGCGGAUCGACAGAGACAACAGCAAGCGUUUCGACGGGAGUCAAAGCAGAAGGAAAUCCACCCAAAAAUAGCACUAGCAUAACCAGCAUUGACGUUGAUCCUGUAUUCGGCCGCAUCGUUUUGUUCGCGGCAGAUAUUGUGCCCCACGAAGUCUUACCCUCAUUUCGUGAACGCACAGCUCUCACAAUGUGGUUCAUGUGUCCUAUGCCCAAUAGGAGAACAACUUGAGGCGUACUGUUAUGUCUACCUUUAAGAACAAUAUCAAAACCUCAAGAUGAUUGGGAACCUAAAGUGCUCGGCCACUCGUCC
Messenger RNA from Amoebophrya sp. A25, 1944 nucleotides. The record is from the annotation of a GenBank genome assembly. Lineage: Eukaryota; Dinophyceae; Syndiniales; Amoebophryaceae.